Ruditapes philippinarum (Manila clam) is the source of this 1736-nucleotide messenger RNA. RefSeq lists its product as uncharacterized. Lineage: Eukaryota; Metazoa; Mollusca; Bivalvia; Venerida; Veneridae. Gene Ontology annotation, molecular function: nucleic acid binding. Gene Ontology annotation, biological process: DNA integration. The record is from RefSeq and is a predicted model, not a curated record.
CUCGUCGCACUCGAGGAGGAACAUCAAAUACCAAACGUUGGGCAGUGUUGUAUACUUGCCUCACUACCAGAGCUAUUCAUAUUGAAGUAAUAGAGGAGCUAAGUACUUCAUCAUUUAUCAAUGCAACACGCAGGUUUAUUGCCAUUAGAGGACCUGUUCGACUUUUCCGCUCAGACAAGGGAACCAAUUUUGUUGGAGCGACGGACUGCAUGAAAAUUGACGCGAUCAAUGUCGAAGAUGGUCCAGUGCGACAACUUUUGAAUGACAACCGAACUUGUUGGAUUUUCAAUUCCCCACACUCGUCACAUAUGGGUGGGGUGUGGGAACGGUUAAUUGGUGUGGUGCGACGCAUUCUUGAGUCCAUGUUUGUGGAUGUUAGAGGGGACAUUACUCAUGAAGUUCUAACAACAUUUAUGGCAGAAGUGUGUUUGAUUGUGAAUUCACGACCUUUAGUACCCGUUUCUACGGAUCCAGAAAAUCCAACUGUAUUAAAUCCAACAAUGCUUCUUACCCAGAAGCCCUGUGAAGAAGGUCAAUAUCUAGACGAAAUUAGUCUUAAAGACAUGUAUAAAGCUCAGUGGCGUCGUGUUCAGUGUUUGUCCGAUAUGUUUUGGAAAAGAUGGAAGAUCGAGUAUAUACAGACACUUCAACAAAGGAAGAAGUGGUCAACAUCACAGAGAGACUUUAAAGUAGGGGAUGUCGUUUUAGUUAUUGAAGACAAUUGCCAUCGAAAUAAUUGGCCAAUGGGCAUCAUUACUGAAUUGUAUCCAAGCAAAGACGGCCAUGUUAGGAAAGUGAUGGUUAAACUCAACCGCACCGGUGAAUCAGAAUCAAAAUCUUAUGUGAGACCGAUAACUAAAAUCGUGCAAUUAAUCGAGCAUGAGGACAAGUGCAUAGGCCUGUAGAUGUGUCUAAUUCUAUGAAAGAACAUAUAACUUUAUUUUAGACCGUAAUACUGAUUUACAUAUAGGAAAUAAUUGAAAGUUAAAAUCCAAAGAUUUGUCAUAGUGUCAAGCAUUUUAUAAGAUUAUUGUAGUGGUAUUUAAUACCAGACGGGGAGUGUUACGAAACGGUUUUGUACGAAAUAAAAAUUUAGUGAGUUACCGUUCUUUAUAAAACCACGCCGUUUGUUGAAAACCAAUCUAAGCUUGUUAAAAGGGUUAUGUCGAGCUAUAAUGUAAGGAAACAGCUUAUUCGUUAACUUUUUAUAUGUAUUUUCUUUAAAAUCAACUUUACACUGUUUAUUCUAGUCAUGUUUGUAAGAAUUUUAUGUUUCUUUAUGAUUAGGUUUCGCCCUAAAAUAUGUUCGUACUCGGAGAUUUGUAUUUAAAGGGGCGAAAGGUUACGUUCGUACUCGACUAAUGUCGGAUUCGUCCUAAGCUAUUUCGUACCUUUAUAUCUAUAAGGUUUAUGGACCUUUAUGAAGGUAUAUAAUUAGAUAUAAAUAAUUCAAAUAUUAGAUAUUACUUCACACUGUCAUUUUUGUUAAUGGUUAAUGUCUAGACUACAUAUAUUCUAAGAACUUUCGUGAAAAUUGUAAGACCAGGAACAACUAUGCCAUAAUUGUAGGUAUUAUGUUACCUACGUACAUGUUAACUGAUUAAGUAUUUUUGUAACCUCAAUUUAACUUGUUCUAGUCUUUGUAAGCUGAAAGAUUGUAAAUUAAUAAUUUCAUUAUGUUUUUUGUUUGGUUUCAGCUUUUACGAUAAUAAACAACGUUCUGAGCUCGAUCUGUU